AUGGCAGCUAUUAAUACGCUGUUUCUCACUUUCAACUGUGGACGCGAACUGGUCAACAGUGACUUCUUCGCCGCCAGUAUCAACCAAGGCCUCUCCCACACUCAGCUCCCUCCAGAUGUCAUAGCCCUUUCGCUGCAGGAGAUUGCUCCUCUGGGCCAAUCUUUCCUCGGAGGCUCCUUUAUCUCACCCUAUUUUGAACGCUUCUCUGAGACGAUUCAGAAACUCAAUCAACUCUGGAAACACGACGAACAAUACGAGACGAUACUAUGCAGCAACGUCGGAAUGACUGCGCUAAUGCUGUUCGCACGACCCGAAGUCGCCCGCAACAUCCGAGGUAUACAGACGGCUGGUACAGGAGUAGGAGCAUGGGAGAUGGGUAACAAAGGAGCUGUUGGUGCGCGUCUGGCUUAUGCAAUUGAUGAUGGCAGUGAGAUGGACCUCACCUUUGUCGCAGCUCAUCUGGCUCCUCAUGAAGAGGCCUGGCAGCGUAGGAACCUGGAUUGGCGCUCCAUCAACGAGAAUUUGGUCUUCACCAAAGUCACGGGCGCUGAAAAGACACGAACUCGUGCGACCAACAACGAAAGCAUUCAAGACGAAACCGAACCCUUGCUCUCUUCGGCUACCGACGACCAGCACACUUCGCAAGAACAGGACAACGCUUUGAUAACCCCAAGCUCUUAUGUUCUCUUUGGCGGUGACCUCAAUUAUCGCACCUCGGACAUUUCACCACAUCCCGACAACCACCACGCCUUCCCACGCCGCAAUGACUCGCCCGAAGAUGCCACCCACUACUCACAUCUCAUGCCCAACGAUCAACUGUCCCGUGAGAAAGCCGCUGGAAACACGCUGCACUAUCUAAGCGAAGAGAGAAUCAAUUUCGCACCAACAUACAAGUUUUCGAAGAAAUCGCAGAAGCAAGCCGCAGAGGCUGCCGAAGACGUUCAAAAGCAGAUGCAAUCGGGUGCAAAUGCAGUCUCAAUGCCCGACGAGGUGGACUGGUACUGGGCAGAGCACCGUCACCCCAGUUGGUGCGAUCGUGUAUUGUAUCUUGCACUACCUGGCCACGAACCAAUUGUCCACACCUACAAUUCGCUCUCGCUACAACCGUCGUCAGAUCACAAGCCCGUCAUCUUGUAUGCCUCAAUACCCACUCAUCCAUUGAAGUCAUUGAACCAUGGUAUCAAGGCACCGUACACCAUCAAGGAGGGGUGGAAGCANAGGCGUGAGGCAGCCCGACGUAUGGAGCUGGUUGUCGGAGCUGUGACAUAUCUUACCCUAACCUGGGAAGGAGAGGCGUUGUUGCUAGGUGCAGUAUUGGCCAUAGUGGGCGCAUGGGCGGCCUUGAGUUCGUUGUUGUAA
Molecule: messenger RNA, 1359 nt
Organism: Aureobasidium musti
Lineage: Eukaryota; Fungi; Ascomycota; Dothideomycetes; Dothideales; Saccotheciaceae
Source: the annotation of a GenBank genome assembly